Aspergillus nidulans FGSC A4 is the source of this 1380-nucleotide messenger RNA. RefSeq lists its product as uncharacterized. Lineage: Eukaryota; Fungi; Ascomycota; Eurotiomycetes; Eurotiales; Aspergillaceae. The transcript is spliced from 3 exons. The coding region runs from base 1 to 1380 and encodes 459 amino acids. The record is from RefSeq and is a predicted model, not a curated record. Gene Ontology annotation, molecular function: protein dimerization activity; methyltransferase activity; O-methyltransferase activity.
AUGGCGAACAGGGAUAAUGAAACCAAUUCGCCGAAUUUGAGUCUGACCGCGCUCGCAUCCCAAAUCUCCUCCUGCGCCUCUCUAAUCGACACCUUUCUGCUAUCCAACAAUCAUCCCACCCCCUCUUUCGCUCCUGAUGCACCGGCCGCCUUCCCCGCGGCCCCUGCAAAUGUCCAGCAUGCCCGCCAGUCUCUCAUUGAGGCGGCGCAGUCCCUCAUCGACCUGCUCACUGGUCCCGCUGAGCAUCUCCGCUGGCUCGCAUGCCGCUACCAUGACAUGUCCAGCCUGCGCUGGAUCUACCACUUCAAGAUCGCGCCGGCAAUCCCUCUAGACCGCGCCGUCAGCUACGCCGACGUCGCGGCCAAGACGGGCGUCGACGAGGACCACCUGAAGCGCAUGCUGCGCCAUGCAAUGACAAACCGGCUCUUCAUUGAGCCCGAACCGGGGAUGGUCGCGCAUACCGCGUCGUCGGCGCUACUGGUAACCAGUCGUGCGUUGAACGACUGGGUCGGGUAUACGACCGAGGAGACGUUCCCUGCCAGCGCAAAGGUCGUCGAGGCGCAGGAGAGAUUCGGGGCUAGUCGCAGCCCCACGGAGACCGGGUAUAAUGUUGCCUUUGGCACCGCGAAGCCGAUGUUCGAGCAUAUGGCAGAGGACCAGGAGCGGGAGAGGAGGUUUGCUAACACGAUGGUCGAGAUGACGAGCACGGAGGGAUAUGGCAUACAUCAUCUCGUGGACGGGUACGGGUGGGAUCAGAUCGGGAAAGCCAAGGUGGUCGAUCAACAAGGCUUAGGUAUUCUCGCUUUUAGGGCUGAUGCUUACGUGGAUAUCCAGGUCGGCGGCUCAACAGGGCACGCGUGCAUCGCUAUAGCCAAAAAGGCUCCAGAGGCAACGUUUCUCGUGCAGGAUUUAGCCGGGGUCGUUGACCAAGGUCGAGCGUCUCUUCCUGAGUCUCUGAGCUCUCGAAUCACCUUCAAAGAGCACGACUUCUUCACGUCGCAGCCGGAGGAAGCGGAUAUUUACCUGCUUCGAUUUAUCCUGCACGACCAUCCCGACUCUACUGCCAUAGAUAUCGUCAAGAAUCUUAUACCGGCCAUGCGACAGGGCGCGCGGCUUAUCAUCAAUGACGGUGUUUAUCCGGAGGUUAAUACGUUGCCAAAGGGGGAGGAGAGGAUUGCGCGGAUAAUGGACCUCGAGAUGUUGACCACCUUCAACGCAAGGGAACGACCGCUAGCAGACUGGGUCAAGCUCUGUGCAGACGCCGACAGUCGGCUGAAGCUGCGGUCGGUUUCGAAACCGGAGGGCAGUGUCAUGUCCAUCCUCGAGUUUGUCUUCGAUGAGCCGGAAUCGAAGUUUGAUGAGUCGCUCGUGGAUAUGUAG